Messenger RNA from Corythoichthys intestinalis (scribbled pipefish), 5743 nucleotides. RefSeq names its product lymphoid-restricted membrane protein (gene lrmp). Lineage: Eukaryota; Metazoa; Chordata; Actinopteri; Syngnathiformes; Syngnathidae. The transcript is spliced from 42 exons. Bases 189 to 4742 code for a protein of 1517 amino acids. Gene Ontology annotation, cellular component: endoplasmic reticulum membrane. The record is from RefSeq and is a predicted model, not a curated record.
CCUUAAAGAGGGCUGCAUUCCUCCACCAGUCGAACCAGAUGACGGCCAGAAAAAAUUGGGGGUGGAAAGAAGGACAUGCGGAAUGGAUGUGAAGACAAUGUGCUACACGGAGCCUGACCCGGCCUUUGACCGUGACGGCAAGGCCUUGCGUGCUUUUGUGCCAGCCUCCACCAAACAGAGCCCCCACAAUGCAAUCGGCGCUACGGAUUUCAAUGGCGCAGCGCUCCCACCGACCGCCGUCUGAAUGCGGGGAAUGUGACCCUGCGCGUGACUGGCAAAGGACCUCAAUUACUGAUGCUCUUCUGAAAUAUUUUCUUUCUACCUCUCUACAUCCUGGGCCAUCUUUUACAGCAAACUUAUCCACAUCAGCACCAAGUCCAAGCCCACCAAGUCAAGGAAAGAAGUGCACCUUCCAAAACAACUGUCAUAUACUCCAGCUCCAUUUCAUCAUGCCCUUCACACCCCAACCAACACGACGCCACAACCCAGUGGACAGCAUCUGCCGCAAACUGCAGACCAUCAAGUGGCAGGGUGACCGGGAGCCGUAUUCUCCCUUCCAGAUCCCCAAAAUCUCCUCCAACAGCUACGACAGCCCCCAGUGCGGCCUCAGGCGCAAUGUGGAAGCCAUCUUGAAGAAAGGGACUCACUGUAGGGACACGGGCGAACGAGGGAAAAUGCUGCAUUCUACUCCUUCCACAGAGGAAUCCAACCCACAGACCCCAGCUAACAUCACAUACAGCAUCACCAGUACCCUCGGGGGUACGCAAGGUGUUAAUAGAUAUAAGUACAGUUCCACCCCUAUGGGCCAACCGAAAGAUUCCCCGUACUUCACGUUUACGCAAAGCGAACCCCGAGCACCGCAAACCGAGAGUCCGUGUAGGCUGAACAGCGGGCCUGCGCUCUCUCAAACCUUCACCCCCAUUCACAACACUGUCUCGCAUAACCUCAACUUCAGCUCUGGUGACACUGGGAACUCUACAGUGCGUGACCUGCCCUACCCAGCUCUUGUUGUAAAAAGACUGACACUUGAAGAUGGAGGGAGCACGCUGGUUUCUGAGAGCAACAACAUGGCAGAAGUCAGCCUCAUCUGCGAGGAGAAUCUCCUCGACACCAUCUUCCACGCGUGUGAUAUGCAGCGUCGAGGUAAAGUUUACGUCUCUCACAUUGUUGACUACUUGCGACACACCACCAGCCGCUCCCCUGAAGACAGAGGACUGGAGGAUCUUUGCAAUAUGCUGGAUCCUGAGCGCAAAGACGUCUCCAUAGACCUGGAAACGUAUCACGCUGUCAUGAGGGAAUGGAUUGAAGACUGCCGCAAAAACGGUGAAGAACCACCAGAAGGUGUAUUUCAAGACCCUGUUAAACUAAGAGAGAGCCUUUCUGCGAGGAGAACCAUGCUGCUCAACAUGACAUCAGGAAGCUUGGAAGGUUUCGGAGGAGACGUGUCAAGACAGGAAUUCGAAACAUCAGAGCUGGUGUACUGCCUCGCCGACCUCCAAAUGAGCAACCAAAAACUCCAAGAGGAGGUGAAGAAGCUAAAACAGUCAGUGGAGGGCAUGGAGGAAAGCAACCAAAAACUGGCGGAUGAAAACGAGGAACUGCGCAACGAGGCUAAAGCUCAUCAGCAGCUGGUCCGCAAAGAAAAGAUGCUCCACGAUGAAGUGGAAGAAAUGAAGGCCACGCUGAACUGCACUGAGGAAGGCAGAGCUCGCGCCUCCGCACGCAGCAAACACGUGGAGAAGGAAAACCAAGACCUCAUCGUCAAAAUUGCAUCUCUUCAGGAAGAGAACUUCAAGGUCACCAUGGAGAUGGACGAGCUUCAGAAGAGAAUAGCCGAGCUGUGUGACAUGAACCUCAACCUUCAGGUGCAGAUUGACUCUUUCGAUGCCAUCAUCACUGAAAAGGAAGCUCUUAUACAAGAGAGGAGCAGACAGAUCGACGAACUCAAGGCGACAUUGGAAGAAUACGCUUCUAUCACAGAGCUACUAAGGGCCGACAAGAGCAAACUAGAGAACUACAUGCAGAUGAUGCAUCAAGACCUUUCUGGUGCUGGAGUGUCUCUUUCAGUCGCCUACAGGUUGAACCAAAGUACAUCAGGAUCACUCCAGACAGAGCUAGCCUUAGCUCAGUCACCACUAGAGUUUGACCAUUUCCCCACCGGUACAUGCAUCACCUCACCAUUGGAUGAGACUCUGGACCGAGAGAUGCUGCUUUUGAUGCACGGUCCAAGCCCGGAACUCAUGGCGCUGGAGUUCAAGAAACUUUUAAACAGAAUGAAGAACGAUUUCCGACAAGACACCAACAAUGUCGUAACCACCUUGAAAGCCUUACUAAGUGACCAUUCAAAACCAGAAGGCAACACAGACACCAGUCUUAAGGCCGUGCAGGCCGCGCUGGAUGCCACGAGGGAGGACUGGGCCCUCAGCCUGGACCAGCUGGCUCAGUACACAGACUCUAUAGAGAAGGAGUUGAUUAAAAUGGCCGGUAAUAUGAGGAGAUCCAGAACUGAGAUUCUCCACCUAUCUGUCAGGGUGCAGGAUCAGGAGAACCAGAAACGGCAGCUCAGUGAAGAACUCGAGCAGCUCAAGACUCCUCAAGAUAGCAGAGAAGCCUCAUGCCAGACACCUGUACCAGAAGAAGAGACCGGGGAUGACCUGGAAUGGGAUGAGGAAUACGCCCUUCAAGAUUUCCUGAAAAAGGAAAUUGCCGCGAACACCUGUCAAGUGCAGGAUGGAAUAACUGAGGAAGGAGAUGAGAAGUGGACGGUGGUGAAUGGCACGAGCGAAGGGGAAGCGAGGGACACGUCUACUCCGGUCUCUGCCAAACCUGAGGCUUCCCUGGACGGACAGUGUCUGACUGGUGAAAGCCAAGAAUCCACAGAGCCUCAGGUGAACCACCAAUGUUUGCAGGAUGAGGCGGCAGUAGCGUCGGUCGCCCACUCGCAAGCUGUUAGCGCCGAGCGCCCAGCGGCGGAUGCUCCGCCUGAUCCGUCCCACUCUGAGAGCGGCGAAAUUACAUCUAAGUCUGAAGAUGCAUCUCAGAAUGUGAGCAUGUCCGAACAGGAGCCCGCAAGCAUGCCUACUAAAACAAACAAUGAGUCCAAUGAUGUUACUCCUUCCAACGAAAGUGUCCAGCCGUCCAGAGGGGGCGAAGACAAAGAGGGCGAAGUGAGCAGCGGGACGAGUCAGACCCAGGACACGUCUGCUCCGAGUUCAGCACAGGACACCGCGAGUCCGCUUCCCGUGUUGGUUGAGGAAGAGGAGAACGUACAGGACGGCAAUACAAACAUGGCAGGGACGGAGAAGCUCAACAGCAUCUGUGCAGACGGUUUAACAGAAUGUCAGCAGUCAAGCGUGUCUUUGGUGCAGAACGGCCAAUCAGAGAGCGACAUGACGGAUACGAGUAAAGAGAAAAAGGACUCCAGUGAGAUGAAUAAGAAGCUGGAGUCGCAAGGUAAAGAUGCCACAGAAGCACAAAAGGUGGAUGAAGCCAAACCUGAGACGUAUGCAACUACUGAAAAACAACCAGAGUUGUCAACAACCUCUGACCUUGAUGAUUCGUGUACAGAGGAUAAGAACAGCAUGUUGUCACCCAAUGACAAGGAGAUUGAGACCGAAUUCCAACGUCUAGCUCUCGGAUUCAAGUGCGACAUGUUUACUUUAGAGAAGAGGCUACGGUUGGAGGCCAGGUCGCGUGAUCUGGCUGAGGAGAACGUUCGCAGAGAGGUUACCAGCUGCCAGGGAUUACUGCAGGCUCUGACUCCUCUAUGUGAAGAUGACAACCAAUCAAUGGAGAUUAUCCACAGGCUCCAGAAGAAUUUGGAUAUCCUCAUCCAGUCCAUGACCAGAGUGUCAAGUCGCUCCGAGAUGCUUGGAGCGAUUCAUCAGGAGAGUCGCAUUGGGAAAGCAGUUGAGGUGAUGAUUCAACACGUAGAGAACCUGAGGCGGGUGUACACCAAGGAGCACGCCGAGCUGCUGGAGCUGCGGGAGACGCUCAUGCAGAACGAGAGGUCGUUCGGAUCGCACUUGGAUAGAGAUGAGUUCCGAGGCAAGAAGCCGUCGACGUCCCAGUACUACAAGUCAUCAACACGGCGGGUUAGCAUAGCAGCAAUACCACGCUCUGGUGGAGGCAACAUACACUAUGACAUGACCAAACAACAAGAUGGUGCAGAAAGUGAAGCGGAAAGACUCACCAGGAGAUCUCCGUGGACUGUAGGGGGGAAGAACAUGGCACGUCCCCCACUUAAACGCUUUGUUAGCUCUGCAGCCUGGGUUGACACUGAAGAAACUUCUGCCAUGAUGAAGGGUGUGAAUGAGCCCCAGACAGUUGACGAACCCGAGGAGCCCGCGCCAGAGAGGAGAAGGUCCAGUCUCAGUGAACUGGGCAGCAAACUCGCUUCCCUCAUUCUGCCCCUCAAGACAAGUCAGGAUGAGCUCUUUGUAAUGCUUCCGAGUUCUUCAUCAAGCCCAGCCUCUUCCGACCAAGGACUGUCCCAGUCUCUGUCCAAUAGUUUGACAUCCACCCGAGCGACUGCGGCCGCGGUGGCCCGAGGCAGCAGAGGGCUUUGGCUCUGGUUGGCUAUGGUGCUACUCCUCGCAGGUCUCCUAGCACUUUUGGCAAGCCUGGUGAUGCACCCAGCAGUAGACGCUGCCCCCGUGGGGACCGGAGACUCCUGGAUGGCCAUGCAGCAGCUACUGUGGCCUUACACGGCUUUGCGUCAUAAUGGACAACCCCCGGUUUAGCCCCCCCUUGCCUGUGACCCUUGGUAGAAGCUGCCGUGGUCUUCAGCCGUCUCCAGUUUCGCCCUUACACUUUGAAAGGGUGGUGAGGAACAAAAACUGGGAUGGCUCCUGAAAAUUUCUCAGCAAAGACUGGGGAGAAGAGAUGAUUAACCCGAAGAUUUUACUCACCACAUUUCCUGAGCUAGUGCGAGUCUCCGCGUAUAUGCCACUGACGUUUCAAGGCUACUCAACGUUUUUCACCCAUGGUUGUUUUUGAUCAGUAUUUGCCUGCUUCUGUAAUGUGCGAUCAUAUUUGAGCACAUCAUCCGAACCAUUCCACAGUGCAUUAUUCACAGUCAGCUUUAUAAACCCACUUAAUGCAUUUGAAGGUAAUGCGCUCUUGUUUUAUAACUUUUAAAAGCAGAUACACUGGAGAUGAACAUUUUAAUGUUUUUAAAGCUAUUUAUGACUUCUUUUGGAGUGAUAGGUGAAUUUAUUUACUGUAAUUGUGACAGUGUUGACACCAAAGUCCCCCCCCCCCCCCCCUUUUGCAGUGAUUGUCACCGUAUUCAACUUUUGUAUGAUGUUUGAAACUUUGCAUUAAUAAAGUAGACGAUUCUACGAUGUAUUUGUUUCAUUUUAGCAAAACUUGAGCGGCCUGGUGAUGCAGAAUAGGCUCUGAACAGUGUCGACGAAGAGGAAGUGGGCUUCCCGGGUUCGAGUUAUCCCCUCGGGGCUCAUGUUGUCCUGGAUCAUGUGAAUGAAGGUCGAAUGAAACUCGCUGUCGGGAUGGUGGUCAGCGCAGAAGACCUCGCUGGUUUCCUUCAUCUCCAACUUCUGGAAUCUUUGAGGCCCCACGAGGUAGAGAUUCCACAAAUCUUCGGGCGGUUGCUCGAGGCCCUGGUGCUCGCAGAGCUGACGGCGCAAAAAUGAGGAAAAAGUUGAAAAGUCCAUCUUUGUGAUUUAAAUGUUGCUAGAAUGUGCACCUUUACGACAAAGUGUUCUGGACCGCAUUCAGCAUU